AUGUCUCUUUCUUGCUCGACUUCGCCAGUAGUAAAGCCGAAGCCUCCUAGUGCUACGUCGAUUCCAGCGAUCCUAAAAAUAUUGCAAGAUGAAUGGGACGCAGUGAUGCUUAACUCAUUUACAGUACGAGGACAAUUACAGACAGCGAGACAGGAAUUGUCUCACGCACUUUACCAACACGAUGCGGCUUGUCGUGUUAUUUCAAGAUUAACUAAAGAAGUAACAGCGGCGCGUGAAGCUCUGGCGUCUUUGAAACCACCCAGUGGCAUUACUCAAGCGACAGCAAUUCCACAGCCAGCUAUUGCAGUUGAAGCUGGUGGAAUAGCUGCACAGCCUGUUGAGCAAGCGGGAAUAACCGAGGAUAUUAUUCAUAUACUCCAAGAAAAGGCAACAGUAUUGACACAAGAGCGAAAGCGACGAGGAAGAUCAAUCCCAGAAGAUCUGUUGCCUGCUGAAAGGAUCCGCGAAUUUCAAACGAUUGCAUCACAUCCUAGUCUUCACUCGGCUAGUGUUCCUGGAAUUUUGGCUCUAGACAUUCACGCAUCUGACACCAGCAAAAUUCUGACUGGAGGCGCUGAUAAAAAUGCUACAGUAUUUAACAAAGACACCGAACAAGUGGUGGCUAUUUUGAAAGGACACACCAAGAAAGUUACGAAAGUUGUUUAUCACCCUGAAGAAGAUGUUGUGAUGACCGCAUCACCCGAUACAACAAUACGUAUAUGGAACGUUGGAACAAGCCAAACUACGCUGUUACUCCGCGCUCACGAUGCUUCGGUUACUGGUUUGUCUUUGCAUCCUACUGAACAGUCGAAUGUAGCGAAUUUCCCUGGACAUGUUGGAGAAAUAACUUCAAUAACAUUCUCAGAAAAUGGUUACUACUUGGCGACCUCGGCAGAAGAUUCCUGCGUCAAACUCUGGGAUUUAAGAAAGUUGAAGAACUUCAAGACACUACAGCUCGAUGACGGAUACGACGUUAAAGAUUUGGCUUUCGAUAAAACCGGAACUUACCUAGCUGUUUCUGGUACAGAUGUCAGAGUUUAUUUAUGUAAACAAUGGCAAGAACUAAAAGUAUUUAACGACCAUACGGCUGCCGCAACUGGUGUAAGAUUUGGCAAAAACGCGCAAUACAUUGCGUCCACAAGUAUGGACAGGACAUUAAAAUUGUACGGGCUGUCCUAA
Messenger RNA from Cotesia congregata, 1179 nucleotides. The record is from the annotation of a GenBank genome assembly. Lineage: Eukaryota; Metazoa; Arthropoda; Insecta; Hymenoptera; Braconidae.